This is a messenger RNA of Amoebophrya sp. A120, 441 nucleotides long. Lineage: Eukaryota; Dinophyceae; Syndiniales; Amoebophryaceae. The record is from the annotation of a GenBank genome assembly.
AUGGACGACCAGGUCGAAAGGCGUCUGAUCCACCGCUUCGGUGACUUGUUGCAGGCGGAGGUGCAAGGUCUGAAGGGUUGCUUCACUUCCGAGAUCGCGCGGUUAGAGGGCAAGUUGGAUACGGUCCUGUUGCUGCAAAAGGACCUGCUGCACCAUGAACAAGUCGAGAACAAGAAUAAACGAACAGACCAGGUUGCGCCGGGCCAAAGCGUGGAACAAACUGCCGAGCACAAUCAAGUGCGCGUCGACAGCACUGUUGAAAAUGAAAAGUCAUCGGAUAUUGAAAAAUGUGCCGGCGGCCGUGAUGAACAAGAGCAACUACAGAGUGCUGCAGGUACUGGUCGCGGUCCCGUUACAACGGUCGUAGACAUUCUAUCUACCCAUCCGCAAUCCCAGGUCAAAGACACUGCUGACGACAUUGCCGAGGAAAAACUCCAAAAU